Torulaspora globosa is the source of this 378-nucleotide messenger RNA. RefSeq names its product pheromone-regulated protein PRM3 (gene PRM3). The record is from RefSeq and is a predicted model, not a curated record. The coding region runs from base 1 to 378 and encodes 125 amino acids. The transcript has a single exon. Lineage: Eukaryota; Fungi; Ascomycota; Saccharomycetes; Saccharomycetales; Saccharomycetaceae.
AUGUCCAGCUCAGAAUCAGACUCUGGAGAAACGAUUUCUAACAAGCAAAACGACGUCCCUGCCGAGCUAAACUUUCAAGAUAAACCGAGUAAUAAAGUCUUCGAGACAGUCACAGAGGGAAGAGCAGCACCAGGGAAGAAGAGUAGAAAUCCAAAGGAAGGAAGAGUGUCAAAACCCAAGAGAACAGUUGCGAGAUCAUCCCAACCACGCAAUGCUCACCGCCAACGUGAAUCCAGGUUGAUCGCGACGCCGACAGCUCAGCAAAUUGCAAAAGAUGCCAAUUCGUUCUACCGAGGUGCGCUCUUGGGCUCCUUUCUUGGCGCAACAUUGACAACCGUCGUCACCAAUUUAGUGGCCAAAGCCUUUCAAACAAGUUAA